AUGUCUUCUUCGGGAUCUGAUGAUAGUAGGAGGUCGAGGAUACGACCCAGCAGGCGCAAAGUCAAUAACAAUGAUUUCGAGCGUGUCCGCAUAGGAACGCCGCCACCGAGGCCGAAACCGAAGAAGCCUCCGCAGGCGGUAAUAGACGACUACUGGUCCAGCUUCGACUCCAAGCAUCCGGGCAAGAUAUCUACAGUGCUACCGAACAACUACCAUGCCAAAAAGCUCGCCCAGCGUCCAGAUGCCGACGAAGGAAGCCAUAACGCCGUCGCUAGCUACGAAGAAGCGGCGCAGAUCUGUCGACAGAAAGUCGACAAGAUCGUUGGCGAGUGUAGGCGUGUGAAUCAGAAGUACCGUGAUCCGCAUUUCGACAUCGAGCAUGAUUUCUUCGUCAAUGGCUAUCAGGAAUGUCUCCGUGGCCUCAUGGAGAAGAAGAAUGAUCCCAAGCUUUCGCCGAAGAGCGUCAAACGAGUCGGUGCGAUCUUCGAGAAGCCAAAAUUCUUCAUCAAAGGUGCCACGGCAAACGAUGUCCGACAAGGCCGCAAUGGCGAUUGCUGGCUCAUGUCCGCUCUGGGAACCAUAACCAACUCCCCCGGCCUGAUCGAGAAGAUCUGCGUGGCUCGUGAUGAGGUAGUCGGGGUCUAUGGGUUCGUGUUCUGCAGAGACGGGGCAUGGAUUUCGGAGGUGGUGGAUGAUAAGUUGUACUUGAUGAACGAGGAUUUCCAUGAUCGCAAGGACAGGGAUGAUCCCGACGGCGGGAUGAAGCAUUGGAGUCAGGUGCAGGAGAGGCGGGACGUGGAAAGGGAGUAUAGGAGGAGGUGGCAGACGGGGAGCAAGGCGCUUUAUUUUGCCCAGUGUAGUGAUGCUAAUGAGACUUGGUUGCCGCUGUUGGAGAAGUGUUUCGCUAAAGCCCAUGGGGAUUAUCUCGCGGUCGAAGGAGGCUUCGUGGGCGAGGCGAUUGAGGAUCUUACUGGUGGCGUUACCAGCGAGCUGCAUGGUACGGAUAUUUUGGACCGUGAUGCUUUCUGGACGAAUGAGUUGCUUCAGGUCAACAAGCAGUUCCUCUUUGGCUGUGGUCAGAGCCGUGGCUUCGACGAGGACAGAUCUGGUAUUCAGCAUAGACAUGCUUACUCGAUCAUGGAAGCCAGAGAAGUUGAUGGGCUGAAGUUGGUGAAGUUGAGGAAUCCUUGGGGUAAUACUGAAUGGACUGGAGCCUGGGCGGAUGGCAGCGAAGAAUGGACUGGCGAGUGGUUAGACAAACUAAAUCACAAAUUCGGCAACGACGGUCUGUUCUGGAUUCUCUUCGAUGAUCUUUUGGAUGUGUACCAGCACUUCGACCGCACGAGGCUUUUCGAUGACAGCUGGAAAAUCACCCAACAAUGGAUUAGCUUGCAAGUUCCAUGGUCGAUAGAUUACCACGACACCAGCUUCCUCGUCACUGUGUCACAACCAGGCGACGUAGUCAUUGUUCUAAGCCAACUGGAUGACAGAUACUUUCGUGGCCUCGAAGGGACUUACAACUUCACCCUCCACUUUCGCGUGCACAAAGAAGGUGAGGCGGAUUACCUGGUCCGCAGUCCAAGCUCGUACAACAUGCGGAGAUCGAUCAGCACGGAAGUCUUUCUCGAGCCCGGAUCGUAUACAAUCAUGAUCAAGAUUGUGGCCACGCAUAACCAGUACAAGAUCUCAACAGAGGACGUUGUUAGGCUGGCCACGAAAGUGAACAGGAGGGAGAAACUUCUUGCAGUUGGAUUGAGCCGCGAUCUUGCUUAUGGAAAAGCACAGGUACGGGAGCACGACGAGAGGGUCAAGGAGCAUCACAAACACGAGAGGAGAGCGAAGCGGAAAGAGCAGGCCAAGGCUGCUAAAGCAUUUCAACAACAUCGAUGGUCGAAGGAUAAGAUUUGGAAUAGCAAGCAGCGAGAACGAUUCGAUGCGAAGAGGCGUAGCAUGUAUCCUGCUGAGCCCGCACGUAUGAGCGGAGAUCCUGCUCCUGGUCUACUGACUCUCCCUGUCAUGGAGAUUGUGCCAGCGAAAGAGGUUGCACCAGCCAUCGCAGUAGAAGACACUGGUGAACCGAACACUGCUGAUAUGGAGCAUGUUGGUGACGGUGCUCCUGCGGAUCUCCAUCAGAGAAUCGUGGGAGACUUGCCUGCCGAGGAUGCAGAGGUAGUUGCGAAGGCAGAGAACGGCCUAGAUCCUACCUCUGCAGAGACAGGCACAGACGCUGCGAACGUGGGACCCGGGAUAUCAAGCGAUGAAGCAGCCGAGCUCUCUCCUGAAGACGUAGACAGACAUCCAGCAUCACGUCGACAACGCACAAUCAAGACUGCGCAAACCUUCGCUUCUGACUCCACCAUACCGAGUCAAGAAGAGCAAGACAAUGCUGAAACUCUCAAUUCGCGGGACACCCAGACUUUCGCCUCUGACACAACCAACAAGCCUGCCAAAAAGUCCAAGAAGAAGUCAAGAUCGCCUCGCGCAAGCUUCCAGCCACCGUCACGACAGAACACGAAUCAGUCUGAUAACCCAGAUUACGACCGCUACGACGAUCCCGCCCAGUUCUCCCGCGGCCCAACCCGCCAAACCACUUUCGCCACGAUAAACACAGCAGGCGGCGCAUACAGCGCCAACGGUCCACAAGACCAAGUAGUCGAAGCCGAUCUGAGCUGGGACUCCGACCUCGACGCACCAUCGGACAGCGACGCGGAUGAAGCUAUCCGCGGAAACCCCUUCGUACCGCCCCGACCCCCUCCGCCACCGCCACCGCCUGGUAACGCGGAUCCUCUGGCCGGAUUCGAUCUUGGUGGUGACGGGAAGGCGGAGGAUUCACAGUUCGCGACUGAGCCGUGGAACGCCGUUGUGGUUGUUGGGUUGAGGGUUUAUGCUAAGGUUGAUAAUGAGGUUGGGGUUGAGGUGAGAUGGCCUGGGAGGCGGGUGAAGGGGCGAGAAGGCGAGGGUAAUGCUAAAGCUGAAGGGUUGGGGGGCGAAGAGGGUGUCGGCAGUGAGCAGAAAGAUGAGCAGGAGGUGAAACUCUCCAAGAGCGCAGAGCACGACAUCAGGUCCGAAGGCGGCGUGGUCGGCGAUGGCGAUGUUGAUGCUUCUGGAAGAUCACCCAGUCCAUGUUAG
This is a messenger RNA of Recurvomyces mirabilis, 3129 nucleotides long. RefSeq lists its product as uncharacterized. The record is from RefSeq and is a predicted model, not a curated record. Gene Ontology annotation, molecular function: calcium-dependent cysteine-type endopeptidase activity. The transcript has 3 exons. Bases 1 to 3129 code for a protein of 1042 amino acids. Gene Ontology annotation, biological process: proteolysis. Lineage: Eukaryota; Fungi; Ascomycota; Dothideomycetes; Mycosphaerellales; Teratosphaeriaceae. Gene Ontology annotation, cellular component: cytoplasm.